AUGGCCUUUACAAGGCAAACCACGUCGGCUAGCCACGAUGGUGCGAUAACUGCCGUCUCCCAGCCUACGAUCACGACCACAACCACGACCACAAGCAAGAUGACGACCACACCAUACUUCUCCUCGUACGCCUUCGCUCUGCACUCGAUUCCCGCCGCGUGGAUGCUCUCGGUCCCGCCGCACGCGUACCUCUUCUCCAAACUCAUGACGGCGUCCGGGUACGCCUACUCGAACCUGGUGCCGCGGGCACAGCUGACGACGUUGGCGCCAACGCUGCCAAAGGCCACGGCCGACAUGCUCUGGCGUGCGAGAGGGUGCCAUCUGAAUGCAUUGGAGGGGUUUCCGCUGUUUGCGGCUGCAAUGCUCGCAGGGGCACACGCCAAGCUCGACGCCCGCGACCUCAACACCUGCGCGGCGGAGUACCUCGUCGCCCGCACACUUUACAGCGUGCUGUACAUGACGGUGCGCAGCGAGCGGGCCAGCUACCUGCGCUCAGCGGUCUGGGCGUGGAGCGUGGGCAUCCCAGUCUACGUGCUCUGGAAGGCCGGGUGGAGGAUCGUCGACGGCCAUGGGCAAGACCAGGAGCAAGAGCCUGCGCGAGGUGUGGCCGGUGAGAAGGCGAGUCUGUGA
Molecule: messenger RNA, 630 nt
Organism: Cladophialophora bantiana CBS 173.52
Lineage: Eukaryota; Fungi; Ascomycota; Eurotiomycetes; Chaetothyriales; Herpotrichiellaceae
Exons: 2
Coding region: 1-630 (209 amino acids)
Cellular component (GO): membrane
Source: RefSeq, a predicted model, not a curated record